UGAGGUUUGUAGAUUAGACUACGGCAAGAGUUAAAGAGUUGAGAGUUGAAAUACGCACUUCUCUCGCAUUAUUUUCCCAAGCUAAAAAAGGAGUUGACAACCGAUCAACUUGGCCUUUUUUAGGGAAAUCACCGAGGAAUUUUUUUGGCCCUUGAUAAGUGUCACACGUGUGGCACGAAUACAUGUCAACUCCGAACAUUUUUUAUUACAAGUUUAGUGACGCGAGGAUGGCAACUUUAAUUGUUAAGCAUGGCAAUUUUCAUUUCGGAUGACAAGUUUCAGUUUUUUGAGGGUUGGUUUUUUUUCUUUUCAGAUGGAAAAUUUAGUUGUAAAAAACGUCAAGGCCGGAAUCCUUUGCGCCACACGCGUGGCAUUUAUCAUUUGAGUUUUCUUUUUACCCCUAAAACAAUUGAGUUUGUUUUUUUUAGGCAAAUCAACGAGGAAACGAAAGUGAACACCUUUCGAUGGGCCCAGGAACCACCGUUAUCAGCCCAAAGCCCAAACAAAGCAAAGAAGAGAAAGAGACAGAGUCGUCGGCUUGUUCCCGGAGAGGAAAACCUCGCCGCCGGCAUCGACCGGCCGCCCCCGCCGUGACAGGUGAGAAUCGCGGCGCGUUUCUCGCUGCUUGCUUCGCCCGCCCGUUGUUCCCCUGGUCCUAAUCGGAAGCUGCCGCGCUGCGCAGUAGACGCGCGCAUAGCUGCUGCGGAGGCCAUCGAUCGAUUCCUCAAUCCCCAGCACUUGUUACCGAAUCGCCCGACCCAACUUGAAAUUCCUAGGUUUCCAUCUCCCCCCGAGAGCUCCGGACCACCGCGCGAGCAGGAACCAGAAGGGUAAUGGACAGAGGAGGCGACGGCUCUGAUCUGGAGCUGCAGAAGCAACAAUGGGCGAGGACGCAGGAUGCGCUCAAGGGCAGGCUCGUUCUCGAGGAUGAUUUCGAGUGGUCUUUACCUUCGGUGAGCUCGAACUCGGACCAGAGUGAUGCCAGGGGCAAGCUGAAGUAUAUAGGUGGGUUUGACAUUAGCUUCCUCAAAGAAGACCCUUCCACGGCGUGUGCCGCGGUGGUGGUUCUGGAUGCCGAUACCUUGGAAAUCGUCCAUGAGGAGUUCGAUGUUGUCCGGAUGCAAGUGCCGUACAUUCCUGGUUUUCUUGCUUUCAGAGAGGCUCCCAUUCUUCUUGGACUCCUGGAGAAGUUGAAGAUCAAUGCUCAACAUUUCUACCCUCAGUUACUCAUGGUUGAUGGAAAUGGGUUACUCCAUCCACGAGGUUUUGGUUUAGCAUGUCAUCUCGGUGUCCUUGCAGACCUGCCGACCAUCGGAGUUGGAAAAAAUUUGCACCAUGUGGAUGGUCUUGACCAAUCUGAAGUCAGAAAACAGCUUGAAGGAAAAGGAAACUGCAAUAAGGAAUGUAUUUCAUUGACUGGGCAGUCUGGGACGACAUGGGGAGCGGCAAUGUGUUCAUGCCCUGGUUCAUCGAGGCCAAUCUACAUCUCAGUUGGUCAUCGCAUUUCGCUUGACUCUGCCAUUGGGAUAGUGAAAUACUGCUGCAGAUAUCGUGUUCCAGAGCCUACACGCCAGGCUGAUAUACGAUCGAAGGUAUUCCUCCAAAAGCACCAAAGAUUACAGCAGUAACAAGAUUCGACAAUGGCAAACAGUACCCUUGGGUAGCCUUAUCAUCUUUCUAGCUGAUGUGAAAUUUGAGAAAGAAACUGGUGAGGCAUUGGAACCUCAAGCAACCUCUGUACAGCCUUCUCUAAUACUAGUAUGGAAUUGCAUUUUAUCCCAGAACAGUUUGGCUGUAAAAUAGAUUGUGAUGCCCUUUUUUUAUCAAUAUCUGAAUUUGUACAUCUUGCUGUGCACAUGCCUCGUCAAUUAUUCGCUGCUUUGUGCUGCGUCGGUAUAUCUUGGAGUACAAUUAUUCGCAAAGAAAAAAAAUCUUGCAGUACAAUAAAGCCACAAUGGGAAGACAUUGUACUGCUUUAAUAUCACUAGCAUAUCUUCUGCAUUUAAUCUGAUAUUUUUUCUUCUCAAAAGGAUUUUCCCAAUUAUCAACGUAUCUAUCUCUGAUUUACACUUCAGCAAAAGCACUGGUAUAUUACCUUCCAGUACAAUAAAGCCAUGAUCCGAAGGCAUUGUACUGCUGUAAAUCUCAAGCAUAUCUUGCAUUUAAUCUGAUAGAUUUUCUUCUCGAAGGGAUUUUACCAAGAUUAACAGCAUUUUUUUUAUUAACCGAA
Molecule: messenger RNA, 2230 nt
Organism: Aegilops tauschii subsp. strangulata
Lineage: Eukaryota; Viridiplantae; Streptophyta; Magnoliopsida; Poales; Poaceae
Biological process (GO): DNA repair
Cellular component (GO): cytoplasm; nucleolus
Molecular function (GO): RNA endonuclease activity producing 5'-phosphomonoesters, hydrolytic mechanism; single-stranded RNA binding
Source: RefSeq, a predicted model, not a curated record